UUAACAUUUAAAUUUAUUAAGUUUGUUGCGAUAAGCGAGUGUAAUCAAUAUACAUACAGGAUUAUAUAUAAAUAAAUGAUUGCAACAAAGUCAAAGUUAGUAAUAAUGAGGUAGCUUCAGCGCGCGCUAGUCUGUAAUUUAGUUUAGGUGUUUUUGUUUUGAGUUUUUAAACGUUAACAAAUUAUUUCGUGAUACAAUGGAGGUUAAAGGCUUUUACUAUAAUAAAGAAGGUGCUCAGGCCCUAAAAAAAUCAUCGCUAAGACAGUUUGCCCCCUUGAUGGUGGCCAUGGUAGGCUUGCCAGGAAGGGGCAAAAGUCUCUUGGCAAAAAGACUUUCAAGAUAUCUAAACUACACUGGCGACAUCACAAAAGUUUAUGACAUCAGCGAGUACAGGAGGAAGCACAUGAAGAAGUACACGACGCACGACAUGUUCCGCGCAGACAACCUCCCAGCUUGGCGCAUCAGGCAGCAGAGUUUCCGAGAGGCCCUCGAGGACGCGGCCGAUUGGCUGAAACGUCCCGACAGCCAGAUCGCCAUCUUGGACGGACCCAACGUCUCAAGGUCCCAGAGGCAGGAGAUCUACGACCUGGUCUACGGCCAGCUCGGGUACAGGGUCAUGUUCAUCGAGUGCGUUUGCGAGGACCCCGUCAUGUUGGAGAGGAACUUCAAAGAAAUUUUGCAAUACAGCGCCGACUACAGAGACAUGGCAACCGAGGAGGCCCUCAAAGAUCUCACAAACAAAAUGGCGCACUACAAGGCCCAAUACGAAUCCCCCACUUUGGGCUCCAUAUGGGGUCUCCCAUGCCCCAUGGUUAAACUACUGGACGGAGGGGACGGUGGGGUAAUAGCCCACGGGGUCACUGGUACUAAAGAAUCAAAGAUUUUGGCUUAUAUAAGUACGCCUAGGCCUUGGCAGCAGACCCUUUACUUCAGCAGGCACGGAGAAAGCGAGUUCAACGUGGUUGGAAAAAUUGGCGGAGACGCGCCUUUGUCCCCCAGAGGGCGCCUCUACUCGCAAUGCCUGGCAAAACAUAUUCACGCACUUAAAAUACCGUCACUGCAAGUUUGGACCUCCACACUGCAAAGAACUAGAGCCACAAGUGCGAAUAUACAAGCGCCGCAGCAACAUUUGCACGAGCUGGACGAGAUUUUUUCGGGUGAUUGCGAGGGCUUCACCUAUGAAGACCUGCAGGAGCACUUUCCCAAAGAACUCGCCCUUAGAGACAAGGAAAAGCUAAAAUACCGCUACCCUCGAGGCGAGAGCUACAUAGACGUCACCCAGCGUCUUACUCCGGUACUAACGCAACUUGAAUGCGAAACAAACGUACUUACGGUAUCCCACCAGGCGGUGCUGCGUUGCAUCCUGGGCUACUUCCUCGAAACGCCGCCGGAUGAGAUACCGUACGUACAUGUACCCUUGCACACCAUCAUCAAAAUCACCCUGCAAGGCUUCAACUACAACAUGGAGACGGUUAAGAUGCCCAUCGAUUGCGUGGACACGAACAGAGCUAAACCCACGAAUUGUUCGGAGAGCAGAACGAAGGAGGACGUCUUCAAGACCAUCCCAGCCCACUUCGACUCGGUAGCGGCCAUACAAAACUUAAAUUUAUGCACUUAGGUGCCAUACUCUCCCAUAUAAUACACAUAAGUCCGCGGUAUUAUUGGACUCUGAUCUGAUCUUAGUAUUACCUGAUAAGCAGUUGCAAUAUAGCGGUAUAUCACAGCUUGAUUUUCUCUCACUUGGUUUUAAAAAGAAUAUUUCUGAAUGAGGCAAUAAUUUGUUUUUUCGUAGGUAUAGGAUUAACUGUGAUUAGAGCAUUUUAUUUUGCCGUAUUGUCCUCGAAAAAUCCACUGUAAUUUGGUACUGUUU
Brassicogethes aeneus is the source of this 1870-nucleotide messenger RNA. NCBI's taxonomy places the organism in Eukaryota, Metazoa, Arthropoda, Insecta, Coleoptera, Nitidulidae. The record is from the annotation of a GenBank genome assembly.